Magallana angulata is the source of this 959-nucleotide messenger RNA. Its product is annotated as fibrinogen C domain-containing protein 1-like. NCBI's taxonomy places the organism in Eukaryota, Metazoa, Mollusca, Bivalvia, Ostreida, Ostreidae. The record is from RefSeq and is a predicted model, not a curated record. Bases 29 to 862 code for a protein of 277 amino acids. The transcript is spliced from 5 exons.
GGACAACCCUGGCACGCACUGGUCAAAGAUGUCGCGGUCGUUGUGUCCUCUGGUCGCCCUUUUUUGGACGGCGGUUCUAUUGGGUCCAAUCCCUACCCAAGGGACAGCUCAAGACUCAACCCACACGCUGAUUUCAUUAUUCGAAUCCCUACAGCUCCAAAUUACCGAACUACAGAGGAAAGUAGACCAGGGAUUUUCUGGAUCAUGUAAAGCGAAACCCAAAGACUGCGCCGAUCUCCUGGCUGCCGGGAAAAACGAGUCCAAGGUGUACUCGAUUUACCCCGGGGAGGGUCACACGCCGACUAAAAUCUACUGCGACAUGGCGGACGAAGGAGGGGGUUGGACUGUCAUCCAGAGACGUUUCAACGGUUCCGAAAACUUUUUCCGGAGUUUUGCUGACUACGCUUCAGGUUUUGGUAACAAGACAGGGGAAUAUUGGGCAGGAAAUGACGUCAUUCAUGCCAUUACUUCUCAGUGUAAAUAUGAACUGAAAAUCAUAUUAACCGAUUUCCAGCAGCACACCAAGAUAGCCAAAUAUUCCUCGUUUUCUGUUGGAGACAAAUCAACAAAAUACGCUCUCAGUAUAUCAGGGUAUUCUGGUGACGCAGGUGACGCCCUAGUCUUUGACCAUAACGGCAAAGCCUUCUCUACCGCGGAUGCCGACUCCGACAGUUCACAGACAGUCAACUGCGCACAGAAGCAUAAAGGCGGCUGGUGGUACUCCAACUGCUUCAAAUCAAAUCUGAACGGCGUGUGGGGUAAGGCGGACGAGACUGGUAUCGUAUGGGGACCGUACAAUAACUGGCAGAUGUACGCACUGAAGGAGACCACCAUGAUGGUUCGUCCCGUGGACUGUGAUUAAAGCAAGCCUCUGCAACGAACUGUUGUAUUUUGGAUUAAAAAUUAUACCCAGUGACCAGUGGGAACCAUUGUAAACAAAUAAAUCUUUGAAAGUUGAU